GUGGGCGGGCUGGUUCGGAUGAAAUUUUUUAUCCUCUGUUCGCUCUUCAUCAAUGGAUCUCUUCGCGGCAUGAUGGAUAGAUAGCUGACUUGCCGCAGCAAUGGUCGGAGCUGGAUUUGGCGAGGGUCUCGAACCCGCGCUGCAAGGUCUCCUCUCGGCCUCGGUGAGCACAGAAGAGAUCGGCCGUUUGUUCGCGCUCAUGUACACGUGCAGUCUGCUGGGCGACAUGAUCUGCGGCCCGCUUAUGUCCGCAUUAAUGUCUAUCGGGAGAGGCGAAAAUAGUGCGUCAGAUGGAUACUUCUUUCUAGCAUCGGCAAUCCAUUUCGGAGCUAUGAGUGUAUUGGUCUGCACUUUCCGACCCUUAAAACGCAGAGAAGGUGUAGACACAGAGAAUCAAAGUCGAGGCAACAUACUCCAAAGCACAGUAUCUCUUUUGGGAUAAUAACUGGAAUUUCCUUGGUCUCCAUAAACCCCACGUCUCCAAUCCUGUACAAACGUGCAACAAUAUGCAACCUUCCGA
This is a messenger RNA of Mollisia scopiformis, 520 nucleotides long. RefSeq lists its product as uncharacterized. Lineage: Eukaryota; Fungi; Ascomycota; Leotiomycetes; Helotiales; Mollisiaceae. The record is from RefSeq and is a predicted model, not a curated record. The coding region runs from base 101 to 442 and encodes 113 amino acids. The transcript has 3 exons.